Ictalurus furcatus (blue catfish) is the source of this 3412-nucleotide messenger RNA. Its product is annotated as aminopeptidase NAALADL1-like. NCBI's taxonomy places the organism in Eukaryota, Metazoa, Chordata, Actinopteri, Siluriformes, Ictaluridae. Bases 1028 to 3271 code for a protein of 747 amino acids. The record is from RefSeq and is a predicted model, not a curated record. The transcript has 19 exons. Gene Ontology annotation, molecular function: carboxypeptidase activity.
UUGACCUGGCUAGAGGAGAGAAAGAGUUCUGCGAUCAUUCACUUUAGUUUUUUCUAAAGAUUGUUGAUUUGGCCGCUCCUAAAGUUUCUGCUCGCUCUCUCUCUCUCUCUCUCUGAUGGGUUUGUUUUGUUUUUUUCAGCCUAAUGAUGGCCUCAUUCACUUGCAUUGACACCUCUUUGGACUGCAUAUUGAGAGUUCAGCUACCUAAUGCAAACUCAAUGCUUUGAAUCAACUCCAGACCUUUUAUCUCAUUCAUUUGUCAUGAAAAUGGAGGGACGCUGCAAAAAAAAAAAAAAGUCUGUAAUUCCUAAACAGGUAAUGCAGUAUUUUUGUUAAACCCUUUGAAUUAAAGCUGAAAGUCAAUACUUCAGUCACAUCUUGAUUGCUUCAUUUCAAAUCCACCGUGGAGGUGUACAGAGGCAACAUAACGAAAACUGUUUCACUGUCCAAAUACUUAUGGACCUGGCUGUACUUAUUUAGCUUUUAACCCAUCUAUCUGCUUAAUAAAUUAUUUACUUGUUUGUUUAUACAUUUACUUACAUACCCAUCUAUUUAUUUACUUAAUUUUUUUUACUUACUAAAUGAUUUAUUCAUUUACUUACUCAUUUAAAUACUUAUUUACCUACUAAAAUAAUAAAUUGUAUAGUAAAAUGUGUUUGUGUAUGACCUCUAGAAGCUCUACAGUGAGGGUUUGGUGUGUAUAUUUACCUUUUGCUCAUCAACGGAUUUAUUUAUUUAAUUUUUUUUAGAGGAAUAAAGUCCAACUCAAACGUCCACAAGCUAAGAAACGAAUUCAGUAAAUUAAUCAGUAAACUUUAUGGUCUGAGAAGACGCGUCUUAUCUUGGCUUCUGUUCAUCUCAGUGUUAAACCUCCUGACCUUUUCUCAGAGAAGAGCCUGACCUUGAGCGCCAGGCCAUAAUCAAACGUCCCGUACGUCACAGUCUUACAGCAGCGUACGAGUUGUAGUGUAGCUCUGGAUCACAGAGUCCGGCGUAGAGGCUGAAGGAGCUGUGAGAGAACUCCACCAUGCUGAAGAAGGUGCUGCUGUUCGCUCUGGGUGGAGCGGCUGUCUUCACUGUAGGGAUCCUGAUCGGGCAUUUUGGGAUCAAGAAGAACACCUCGGCUCCGUUGCCUGAGUGGGUGCGUGAGGUGGCUCAGGACGUGGACGAGAACCUCAUAGAGAAGUUCAUCGCUCAGGUGGACACCACGCAGAUUCGGGAAAACCUCCAGGUGCUGACCCGUGUCCCCCACAUGGCCACCACGGCCGGGGACGAGGCCACGGUGGAAUACAUGCUGAAGCGAUGGCAGGACAAAGACACGGGGCUGGACGCCGCAUGGAGGGAGGAUUACAGAGUUUAUCUGUCCUUCCCAGACAAAGACAAGCCGAAUAACGUCACUGUGGUAAGAGGUUCUGAAGUCGUGGCCUCCGUACGAGAAAAAGAGAAGGCGUAUUAUCCGGAGCAGAACGAUCCGGACGUGGUGCAGCCGUACGCCGCUUUUGGACCUGCAGGACAUGCCAAGGGAAAACUUGUGUACGCCAACCAGGGGAAAGUGAGUGACUACGUGUAUUUAAACAAUACCCUGGGCAGCUUAAAUGGAACAAUCGCCAUCGUCAGAUAUGGAGGAGCAGGAAGAGCUGAUAAAGGCUUCAACGCGGCCCCUUUUGGAGUCGUCGGGGUGCUCGUCUACACAGAUCCCUACGACAUCAACGACGGGAAGAUGUCGGAUGAAAGUGAAACAUACCCCCACUCGUGGUACCUCCCGCCAUCCGGCGUCGAGAGAGGAAGUUACUCGACUAGCUUUGGAGAUCAGCUGACACCGUACCUGGCUGCCAAAAAUGGCACAUACCGAAUCGAAGAGAAGGACAUCACUGGGGUUUCGCCCAUUCCCAUCCAGCCAAUAGGGUUUGAAGAUGCUAUGAAUUUAAUAUGCGAGCUUGGUGGAUCUGAGGCUCCUGAAACCUGGCAGGGCUCGUUCCCCUGCAAGUACAACUUUGGUGGACCGGGAUUCAAAGACACUUCUCGUUUUAAAGACUGUGAUGUGCAGCUGGACGUGUACAACAAGGCAGAAUUAAGAGACUCUGCAAACGUGAUGGGAGUGAUCUGGGGCAGUGUAGAGCCAGACAGGUACGUGAUCUAUGGGAACCACAGAGACAGCUGGGUACACGGUGCUGUUGACCCCAGCAGCGGGACAGCAGUCAUGCUGGAGAUCACCAGAAUCCUGGGCCAGCUGGUCAAGACAGGACAAUGGCGGCCUCGGCGGACGGUGAUCUUUGGCAGCUGGGGAGCAGAGGAAUUCGGUCUGAUCGGAUCUGCUGAAUAUGCUGAGGAGUACAUAAGCAAGCUGAGCCAGAGAACAGUGGCCUACAUCAACGUGGACAUCUCUGUGUUUGCGAAUGCCACACUGAGAGCCUCGGCCAGCCCCGUAGCACAGCACGUCAUCUUCGCUGCCUCCAAACAGGUGAAGAUACCUGGAUCAGACACUGUAUCCGUCUACGAUAACUGGAUGCAACAUUCCAACCGGUCGAGUCCCACGUACGGACUCAUCCCCAAUAUGGGAUACCUGACAGGAGCAGGAAGUGACUAUGCUGCCUUUAUACAUUACCUGGGAAUAUCCUCCAUGGACAUCUCCUACACUUAUGACCGGAGCAAAACCAGAGCACGUAUCUACCCUGCAUACCACACUGCGUACGACACAUUCGACUACGUGGACAAAUUCAUUGACCCAGGCUUCACCAGUCACCAGACGGUCGCGAGGACAGCGGGGAACGUCCUGUUGCGACUAGCCGACAGCAUUUUACUGCCCUUUAAAAGUAGCGACUAUGCCGAGACUCUCGAGCAGUAUCUUAGCGUAGCCGUGGAGAACUUUGACGCAGAACUGACGGCUAAUGGCAUCUCCAUGGAACCUUUAAAAGAAGCGGUGAAAUCAUUCCGGAGUGCAGCCCGGAGUCUGGAGGAGACCAUCAGCAGUUCGGAUGUCGUGAGCAACUCGCCGCUGAAAGCUCGCAGAAUCAAUGACCAGCUCAUGCUGUUGGAUCGAGCGUUCCUGAACCCGCUUGCCUUCCCCGACAAAUAUGGAUUCAGGCACGUGAUCUGGGCGUCCCGCUCCUCCGGUCUGGCCACGUUUCCAGGUCUGGGAGACGCCGUGGUGGAAGCGAGGAUGAGCGGCCUGAAGGAGGACUGGGCUCAAGCACACAAGCACCUGUCCAUCGUCGCACAGGCCAUCUCCGGCGCGGCACACACUCUCGCUGAAGCACACGCUGCCCUGUAACACACGGCUUCAUCAAAGCAGCACACACAAGAUGUUUUCUUUUGUUGUUGUACAUAAAUCUUUUGUAUACAGUCCUAAUUGUAUAAAAGAAAUCAUUUAAUAACUAGCAACGGGAAUAAAUAAUAAAAGAAACUCAUACAU